This is a messenger RNA of Gossypium raimondii (Peruvian cotton), 2858 nucleotides long. RefSeq names its product indole-3-acetic acid-amido synthetase GH3.17. NCBI's taxonomy places the organism in Eukaryota, Viridiplantae, Streptophyta, Magnoliopsida, Malvales, Malvaceae. Gene Ontology annotation, cellular component: cytoplasm. Gene Ontology annotation, molecular function: acid-amino acid ligase activity. The record is from RefSeq and is a predicted model, not a curated record. Bases 865 to 2649 code for a protein of 594 amino acids. The transcript has 4 exons.
AAUUGGGAUCGUAUUAGUAUUGGUAUUGGUCAUAUUGAUUUUAUGUUCUUAUAUCUUAUAUAUGUAGUUACUUGAAACCCUUACAAGUUGGUAUUCGAACUUAUAUUAAGUAUAAUACGAUAUGAAUAUAUAAAAUAUAUAAAAAGAUACUUUGUAUACCACAAAAAUAUGUGGAUAUAGAUUUGGGUAUGUCUAUGGCGGAUAUGGAAGUUACUUUAUAUUGAAAUUAGUAUGCUCCACUUGCCAUUCGCAUUGUGCUUACUUUAAAUUAUUAAGUUAAAAUUUUGAAGAUUAAAAUAAACUUUAAGUAAGAUUUUCACAACUAGAUCAGUAGUCGAAUUGGUCAGGUCACUAGUUCAUACGGUUCAAUUAAAUAAAUCAUUAAAUAUCACAAAAAUAAAAAAUUAGUUCAAUUGAUUUUUUUAACAUUGUUUAAUCGGUUCAUACUAGUUUACAGGUCAACUGAUCUUAUACCUCUCUUUAUAUAGUCGGCCGAUUUCUGCUCUAAUCAGUCGGUUUGGUCCGGUUCAAACAUCAUGACUCUAAGUCUCUACACUUCGUAAAUUUGCAAUUUAGUUCUAUUUUUAUUUUCAAAAAUUUAAUCCCUUGAAUAAAAAACAAAAGUAACUAUUUGAGAUAAUUAAUAACAUUUCAAAAAUAUAAAAUUAUAUUAUAUUAAAAAUUAAAAAUUAAAAAUUUAAAUUUAAAUUUAAGAAAGAUAAAAUGAUAAAGAAAAAAACAUGAGGAAGAUACAUUGAGCUUCUGUUCACGUGCGGUCCAAUAUAGAUUUCAAAGUCAGAGAAAAACCAAAACAGAUAGGGUUUUCCAGGAUCUAAUCGUUUACAGACCAGAAAACCAGUUUUGAUGGCAACAAAUGAUUAUGAAAGUGGGUUGAAGAUGAUGGAGGAACUAACAACAGAUGCUCAACAAAUCCAAGACCAGUUGUUCGGUGAAAUACUGAGUAAAAAUGCUGAAACUGAGUAUUUACAGGGAUUCCUCCAUGGCCAAACCGACAAGCAACUCUUUAAAAAAAAAGUACCCAUCGUUACUUACGAACAUCUCAAACCUUAUAUUGAUCGGAUUGCUAAUGGGGAGGCAUCAUCUGAUAUACUUUUAGUUGAACCCCUCACUGGGUUCUCUUUAAGCUCUGGGACUUCGGGUGGGCUGCCGAAGCUGGUACCUACCACGGCUGAAAGUGCUCACAAAACGGCGACGUUUAAUAAGUUGUACCGGUCUGUGAUGAUAAAGCACUUUGGUGACAUAAACCAAGCCGGUAAAAGGAUGGAACUUAUGUUUGCCAAACCAGAGGUCGAAACUCCUUCUGGACUCAAAGCAAGUGCAGUCUCAACAAGAGCAUUCAAGGGGAGUAGCUUUAAAGCUAUUUUACCCAAGCUUUACACUAGCCCUUUUGAGAUUAUCUUUUGCCCGGACACCAAACAAAGCAUGUACUGUCAAAUACUUUUUGGUUUAAUACAACGUAAUGAGGUCGUCAUGAUUGGCUCAAUCUUUGCAUCUACGGUUGUAAGAAAUAUCAAGUUCUUAGAAAAUAACUGGAAAGAGCUAUGCUCUAAUAUAAAAACCGGUCAAAUAAGUGAAUGGAUCACUGACUCGGGUUGCAGAAAUGCAGCAUCAUUGAUCUUGAAGCCUAAUCCAGAAUUGGCUGACUUGAUAGAAGACGUAUGUAGUUGUAAAUCAUGGGAAGGAAUAAUCAGAAAGCUAUGGCCUAAAACAAAGUACAUUGGUACCGUAUGUACAGGUGCCAUGCUACAAUAUACUGCAGAACUUGAGUUCUAUUGUGGUGGGCUACCAUUAGUGUCAGGUUUUUAUGCUUGCUCGGAAGGUGCCAUCGGGAUCAACUUGGAACCUCUAUGUAAACCUUCAGAUGUCUCUUACACAUUUCUCCCAAAUAUGGUUUACUAUGAAUUCCUUUCGAUAAAAGAAGACUGUGAUACAGAUUCUCAAAACCAGGUUCAGUUAAACGCCAUGUCUCACCAUGAAGAUACCGGACCUGUUGAUCUUGUAAACGUGAAGCUUGGUCAAUGUUAUGAAGUACUUGUCACAUCUUCUAUGGGAUUAUAUCGAUAUAAAGUUGGAGACAUUAUUAAGGUGACCGGUUUCCACAACAAUACACCUCAGUUCCAAUUUGUUGGGAGGCAAAACGUUGCUCUAGGCGUUGAUAUGGAAAGAACAAGUGAAGCAGACAUCUUAAAGGCAGUGGCAGAAGCAAAGGCACUUCUCGAUCCGCUCGGACUCAUCUUAACAGAAUACACUAGCUACGGUGAUACAUCUUCAACACCAGGUCACUAUGUCAUAUUCUGGGAGAUUAAGCCAAAAGAAGGCAACAACAACAACAACAACGGCAAAGAACUUGACCCAAAGGUAAUGGAAGAAUGUUGCUCUAAAAUGGAAGAUUCAUUGCAUUUUACAUAUAGAAUGUAUAGGAAGGAAAACAUGAUUGCAGCUUUGGAGAUUAGGGUUGUUAAACAAGGAACUUUUGAGUCAUUACUGGAUUACUUUGUGUCCAAAGGAGCUUCUUUGAGCCAAUACAAGACACCUAUUUGCAUCAAAUCUAAAGAAGCUUUAAAUAUAUUGGAUUCAAGAGUUAUAGCCAAGUUUUUCAGCCCAAGAACUCCUACACAAGACAACUAAUCCUUGCAAUGUUUUCAAGAGAGAAAAGAACUCCUUUGUUGUUGUUAAUUUAGAUUAUGCCUUGUGACUUAAUAUUACUUUGUUUCCAAUGUUAUUUGUUUUAAGCCUCUAGCUUAAAGAACAAUAUAAUUGUUAUUUUUGUUACUUGUACUUUUGUUUUCUUCAAUGGAAAAAGGUAGAGAAUUGGUGCAAGCGGCAUCCUAUUAGUA